Molecule: messenger RNA, 2338 nt
Organism: Nerophis lumbriciformis (worm pipefish)
Lineage: Eukaryota; Metazoa; Chordata; Actinopteri; Syngnathiformes; Syngnathidae
Product: SH2 domain-containing protein 7-like
Cellular component (GO): cytoplasm
Source: RefSeq, a predicted model, not a curated record
UGUCGAACAUUAUUCAGUAAAAAUUCAACGGGUUCAACAUUAGCAUGGACGGUAUAGCCAAGUUGUGGUUAAGAAGGUGGAUUUUUGUUCCUUAUAUUUACCAGAAACGAAGUGAUCCGAACACACGACCCGGGAUUUUGGGGGACUCCAGUGAGAACCGUCCUCGUUUUCCCGGUGUAAAGCUGCGAGCCAUUUGUCUCGUCUCUGUGGGCUUUUAGCACGCUUUGGCAGAACAAAAUACGACCUUUGUUUUCCCUGUUUCCAGUUGUGGUUUGCACAACCAAAAACAACACAGUUUUUUGGCAUUUUGGAGGCAGAAUGACGGGUUUAAUCAGCGCAGGUUGACAGGUUAAAGAGUAAUGGCGACGGUUUGUUUUCAACGCCAGUCAGGUUGCUAUGGCUCGAAGAACCCGUAUGUAGCUCAGUUGCCCGGAUGUCGGCCCUGCCCCAUUACAGCCGUUGCCCUCGGUUUGAUUGAUUGAUUGAUUGAUUGAUUGAGACUUUUAUUAGUAGAUUGCACAGUACAGUACAUAUUCUGUACAAUUGACCUAAAUGGUAACACCCCAAUAAGUUUUUCAACUUGUUUAAGUCGGGGUCCAUACAAACAGUUCAAAGAAAAGGUGCCUGGAGGGGGGUCAGGUCCUGCUUCCUCUCUGCUUUGUAGUCCUCGGGUCAAGACAAAAAUCUUCCUGUGGAUUACAAUACAUCAAAGAAACCGACACCCUCAUGUCGCUCCCCAUCCUACACAGUGGAGUUUUGCAAGCCUUUUGAUUGCUCAUGACUGCGAUGCAAACCAGGGGUAGUUCUGCAGACGGGUGGAAAGUCAUUGUAGUUGUAAACGUCAAUGGUGGCGUCUCACUGUCCUGUGGAGAGAAGCGAGGCUGAAAUGUCAUCAGGUUCAACCUCAGGAGGUGAGAAGGAGACUUUCCUGCACUUUUCAUGGUUCAAGACUCUGAGAACUUGCUGGAGGUCUCGCUUCAAGGAAUCUGAGAGGACGGAGCAGAGAGAGCGUCCAACACGCGACAGAACACUCAUGGAAUUGUCUUCAAAAUGGUUCAUCGAGACUCAAGUGGCGCACUUUGCUUCUAACGGUUUCUUCCCCGUUUGGUUUGGGGGUUUCAUCACCAGAGAAAAUGCUGAAGCCUUGCUGACAGGAAAAGAGCACGGCAGUUUCCUAAUCCGUCUGAGUGAUCGAGUCCUCGGGUACAUAUUGUCUUACAGAGGCAGAGAUCGUUGCCGACACUUCGCGAUAAGCCAAAGUAAGUCGGGACACUUCAUUGUCAGUGGAGACACCAAGGGACACGACACAGUCCCGGAGCUAAUCCAGCACUACAAGACCAACCCCAUUGAGCCAUUCGGAGAGUACCUCACGUCUUCGUGCUUUGAGACACCUUCGGACGUGGUCUAUGACGUGAUCCAGCACAUGUCUCCGCCUGGCAAGACUGAAGAGAGUGUGCACAACUCUGAUUGUUUACCCCCAAUGAGCAAAAGAACGCUUGAGGGAGUGCCGCCAUUGCCGAGGAGAGACAAACAACUCCUGGCUGGCUCCCCCGUCAGUCAGCGGGACAAGGGGCUGUAUGCUAAGAUCAGAAAGCAACCCACCAGGGCUCUUCAGAAUAUCCAUCAACACGUACCAAGGAGGUUGCAAGGGGGCCCCAGAAAGUGUCGUCCUAUGUCUGCACCAGACACCGUGUACUCUGUUGUCGGCGAUUCUGAUGUACUGCACACCAGUCCAAGAACUACGAGGCACCUACCACCUGAGAGGAUGGACCCAUGCAGAACACCCCUAAGGACUCUCAGCACCGACCGCCUGUGUGACUCUGCUGCCUACUUCCUGGCCGGGACCCCUGGUAGUCCUCACACAGCGUGCAUAGACACCACGUCACGCGCGCUCAAUCUUCACCGCCGGGACCAGGUCUACACCAACGAUAACCCCUACGAGGCCAUUCCUGGGAUUGCAGAGACAACCGGCUUCAAUCCCAACUGUAACACCUACGAGUCACUGUAGGACGGCGGUCGCCAACCCGUCGAUCGCCAUCGACCAGUCAGACCAGUGCAAACAGAAGGCCUUAAGAUCGUCUUAUAUUCAGGUCAAUACAAUAGUUUGUAUUGUUGAAGGUUUGGACAGGUUAUAUAAUUUGUACAUAUCAUGUAGAGGGGACAAAAGAAACGUCUGGUUACACCAGGCCGUGCCUUUAUGUUGGGUUUUGUUAGUGCACUCCGGUGUUUUGUGUUAAUUCCUGUCCUUUGCUUUUAUUUUGGCGGCUAUUCCGGUUUUGUUGGUGUUUUCCCGUGGCUGCUUCACUUUUUUCCCAGAGCAUUUCCCCUCACCUUUUUU